Molecule: messenger RNA, 420 nt
Organism: Laccaria bicolor S238N-H82
Lineage: Eukaryota; Fungi; Basidiomycota; Agaricomycetes; Agaricales; Hydnangiaceae
Exons: 2
Coding region: 1-420 (139 amino acids)
Molecular function (GO): nucleic acid binding
Source: RefSeq, a predicted model, not a curated record
AUGCACUGGUUCAAGUGCACCCCUCCAGCAAUUGACUGCUGCUGCCAUCACAUUUUGUACAACCAACCGGAUUUCACACAUGUUGAGACAACACUGGAAACUUACUGCAAGAAUCAAGGCUUUCAGGUUAUUUCUUUACCCAAAUUUCACUGCGAGCUCAAUUUCAUCAAGCAGUGUUGGGGGUACACAAAACGGCUCUAUUGCCUCAAUCCUGAGUCAUUGCAAGAAGCCAUUGCCGCGUUAAAUGUGGUGCCACUUGAAUCAAUGUGCAGGUUUGCAAAUCACUCCAGGUGGUUUAUGGAUGUGUACCAGAAAGGCCUUAAUGGCAGUGAAGCUGCUUGGGCAUCUAGAAAAUAUUGUGGACACCAUGUCCUUCCAGAGAGUCUUAUGGAAGACAUGGAAAAGGCCAAGCUGCAUUAA